Messenger RNA from Paramecium sonneborni, 1272 nucleotides. NCBI's taxonomy places the organism in Eukaryota, Ciliophora, Oligohymenophorea, Peniculida, Parameciidae. The record is from the annotation of a GenBank genome assembly.
AUGUUAACGAACAAUUAAUAUCCCUAACUUCCAGUUCAAUCUGUACUAUACUAAUAAUAGGCAUAAUAAACUAAUUAGAAACUUCAAAAUUAAUAAUUCUAAUCGCCUGUUUAAAUGAAAAUGAUAUCAGGUUAACCUUCAAUGAUAUAUUAAUAAUAAGCAGCUUAAAGUUAAAUGUAUACUUAACCAAAUCAGAUAUAUACUUAAUCAAAUGAAAUAUAAACAUAACCAAAUCAAAUGUAUAUAUAAUCUAAUCAAAUUAAUGGAUAAGUUAAUCAAAUGUAUGCAUAAUCUAAUCAAAUAUACACAUAAUAGAAUUAACAUGUAAAGACUAUACAACAACAUCAUAUGUAAAUUACAAAUGAAGCAAUAUAGGCAUCAUACUCAUGAAUACAAAAUUCCUUAAUAUUAGUAACCAAUUGUGACAUCUCCAUAAUAACCUGUAAUUGCUACUCCAUAAUAACCAAUAGUAACAGCACCUCCUCCUUAAUAACCAGAAAUCAAUGAGUUGUAUCAUGUAGAACGAGAAUUACAAGUUCUUUCUGUUGAAGAUGUAGAAGAACCUUGGAAAAAAAAAUGUGUCGAAUUAGAAAUUAAAAUAUUUGACUUAUAAACUGAAUUAGCAAGAUAUAAAAAUUAAGGAUAAGAAAUUAAAGUUACUUCAAAUGAAGAAUUUUAAAUUAGAGAAUUAGAAGCUAAAAUUAAAAUGAUGAAAGAUAUUGAAGAUGGAUUAAGAAAAGAAAUUUAAACUUAAUAAAGUGAAAUUGAUUCUUGGAGAUAAAGAUAUUCCAAAUUAUAAUUAGAAUUUUAACAAUUACUUUAAGGAGGUGAAGAAGUUAGAUAAUUAAGAGAUGCUCUAGCUGAAAAAGAAAGAUAAAUAUUAAAAUUAGAAAAUGCAUUAAAUUCAUCAAAUAUGGAAAUGCAAAAUUAUAUGAGAUUAAUUCAGUAAUUAUAUAUACAUAAUAAUAUUUUAGAAAUAAAGAUUAAGAAAUAGCAUAAUAUAAAUAGAUGAUUAGAUAAUUAGAAUAAGAAAUGAGUGAAUUUUAAUCUACAACAGAAAAAUUGAAAUAUUAUUCUAAUGAAGCAGAUGUUUGGAAAGAAAGAUUUAUGAAAGCUAAUCAAGAUUUCCAUACUGCAUAAGAAUAAUGGAUGAUGGCUUAAGCUGAAUUAGAUUCAUUGAAAAAAUAAAAAACAAUUACUACUACUGAAAAAACAACCACUGUUUAAUAAUCUAAUACAAGGUCAAGUAAAACUGCAGGUAGAUAAUAUUGA